Messenger RNA from Sceloporus undulatus (fence lizard), 3748 nucleotides. RefSeq names its product Ras interacting protein 1 (gene RASIP1). The coding region runs from base 164 to 2959 and encodes 931 amino acids. The record is from RefSeq and is a predicted model, not a curated record. Gene Ontology annotation, cellular component: cell-cell junction. The transcript has 12 exons. Lineage: Eukaryota; Metazoa; Chordata; Lepidosauria; Squamata; Phrynosomatidae. Gene Ontology annotation, biological process: angiogenesis; regulation of GTPase activity; negative regulation of Rho protein signal transduction. Gene Ontology annotation, molecular function: GTPase binding.
UUAAGUCACACAGCACACAGAAGAACGCCCUAGAAGAGACUGGUCACCGUAUCCUGAAGCAGAAUAUGGAGUCCGACUGCCUGUGGGACACAUGAGAGUGGGUAACGUACGGAGAUCAUAGUGGCUAGGACUUCCUUUGGAGCAGUUCUAGAUCCUUGUGACCAUGUUUUCAGAUGAGCGGAAGGACGGAAGCCCUCGCUUUGGGAAGCUUCACUUUCCUGUUGGCCUUUGGAUCAACUCCCCUAAAAAACAUUUCGCCAAGCUGGGACGCAGGUGGCCAAGUGUGGGGUCAGUCAAGUCAACAUCCUCGGAUACAGCCAGCCGUGGUAGUGAGCCUGUGGAGAUGCGUCCAGCCACCAAGAAUAAGGCCAGUCGACACAAAAGGCUCUCAACACUCUUCCAGAGAGGGGGAACAGGAGGUCCAACCAGUGGGAGUGGAGGGCGCUGGGCCAGUGAGAAGAAACUGGCUGAUCUUAUUGAUCCACUGCCUGAAGACCGAGUCGAGCCCCCAUCACAGGGGGAAGUACCAGGCAUUCUGAAGAUCUAUGGUGGAGACAUCUCAACAGGUGCCAAUUAUAAGAGCGUGCUGGCAACUGCACGCUCCACUGCUCGGCAGCUGGUGCAUGAGGCACUGGAGCGCUAUGGUGUGUCACAGGCCAAUGCCGAGGAUGUCUAUGUGUUGUGCGAUGUUGUUGGUAGCGUCCAUGGCACAGACGGCUCCUGGCAAGCCCAGUAUCUCCGGGCAGUGGGCGACUCUGAACGGCCCCUCGUAUUGCAGGACGUGUGGAAGCCCAAGACCGGCUGCACACGCCGUUUUGAAAUCCGACGGCGAUGUGACGUGGAGAGGAUGGCAGAAGGAGAGGAUGAUGAUGCAGGUAUCAACUCCCAGACUCGUCGACAGCAAUCCCGCCGCUCUCGGGCAGCUUCAGGAGGCCACGUAGGCCCCAAGGAGCGAGCAGACAACCUCUCACUCCGUCGCAGCAUCAGUGAGAUGAACCUCAGCACAAAACGCCGCAAGGACCGCAAGGGUGUGCUCAGCAUGGCAGCUGGGGAACCAGCGGAAGGGAGUCCCUCUGAAGAGUCACGGCUCAAGGUAGCCGAGGAUGCUGAGGGCAGGUCAGCUCCUCCAGCAUCUGAAGAGGCUGUGGAUAUCUCCAGUUUAGAGCAGCUCACCCAGUACCUCAUACAACCACCAACAGAGCACCCUUAUUUUUUACAGUUGUUGGGCUACAAUGAAAAACAGGAGUUUGUGAUCCACGUGAUGACACGUCGGCGACACAUUUUUGGACGCCCUGAACGCCGCCAGGCUUCAGACCAAUCCAGCUAUGUGGACACGUUCCUGAGUGCACCAGACAUUCUGCCACGCCAUUGCUGCGUGGUGUCUUCAGUGCCCCCUGCAGAUCCCACCCAACCCCGGGGUUCAGCCAUGGUGCGACCUUUCCGGGGAGCAUCUAUAACCCACAAUGGUGCCCCACUCCAUCGCCAGGUGGAACUGGCCCCUGGAGACUUGCUAGGGAUGGGGCAGCACUUCCUCUUCAUGUACAAGGACCCACGGGCUACAGCUGCACCACCGGCCUGGUUACCCAAAGCAUGGGUGUCCCCAGGGUUGGUGGGGGCUUUGGCAUGCCAGGCCUGUGGCCGAUCCUUGCAGGAACGGCAGGAGGCAUUUCGUGCCUACCUGAAGAGUCGAGAACCUCAACUGCGCUAUCGACCCCAGGAGCAGGAGGCGCUCUUGGCCGAAAUUGUGAGGCUGCAGGAAGCUCCUGGUUGCAAGUUGGGCCCUGCCUUUCUAUUCGGCCUCUGUCUGGAGCAUGCUGCUCGGGAGCUAGAACCAGGACACCUUCCCAGGUUGAUAGCCAGGAUUGCUCAACUAGUCAAGGAGGCUGUUUGGGAGAAGAUAAAAGAGAUUGGAGAUCGGCAAUCAGAAAACCAGCAAGACAAAGGAGAAUCGAGGAAUCUCAGUGUCGAGGAGGUGGCUGCUGACUUGCGCCCUCUUAUGCUAUGGAUGGCCAAUUCAAUGGAAUUGCUCAAUUUGGUCCAAAAGAGAGUCCUGGACAUCGAGAAGGAUCUGGACUUGGAGGGAGUUUCCCACAGUGCAUUGCUCUCCAGCGACCUGGAGACAUGUGAUGAGGCAAUGGCUGUCUUAGAUGAAGUCAUCAUGUCCACAUUCCAACAGUCUGUAUACUACCUCACUAAGACUCUCUACUCAGCCCUUCCUGCCUUGCUAGACAGUAACCCAUUCACAGCUUCGGCUGACUUGUUCCAUGUGCCCGAGAUCAGCAGCAUGCCUGAGGGGAUCCGUGGGACCCUUGCCAUCUAUCAAACUACUCUUGAGUUGACCCGAGACUGUGACCUGCACCCUGACCUUGUCUCACAGACUUUCGGAUACCUUUUCUUCUUCUCCAAUGCCUCACUUUUUAACACCCUUAUGGAAAGAGGCAGUUCUCAGUCCCUUUUCCUGUGGGCCAAGGCAGUGCAGAUCCGAACCAACCUCGACCUGGUGCUGGAUUGGUUGCAAGGGGUGGGCCUUGGGGACAUUGCUGCCGAAUUCUUUCGCAAGCUCAGCACAACAGCCAACCUCCUAUGUGUCCCCAAAACCAGCUUGCUUCAGGCAUCCUGGUCUCGACUGAGAAAUGAUUAUCCAGCUCUCACUCCAGCCCAGCUCCAGCAUGUGCUCAGCAAUUACCAGCUGGGACCAGCCCGAGUGCCCCCUGAUUCCUGGCACCCCCCUGAAAAGGAAAGAGAUGAGAUUGCACACAGUGACAUAUUUGAGAGCUUCACAGACCAUCCGCCGCUGAUUCUACCAUGUGAUGGUUUCCGCUUGCGUCUCACAGAGCCUGUGUCUGAUGAUAUCCUCCAUCGCCAACUUGUACGCUUGCGCCGCUUUCUCUGGGAGCUGGAACGUGAAUCCCUCCCAGCCAACCAAAGGGCAGCAUAUGGAUUGGAUCCCAGUCAAUGAAAUGCAGGUGUUCAAAAUGGUUCUUGGUCCCCAGGAAGCUCUUGCCUGAUCAUUCUUGACUGAUGGAGAUCCUGAAGCUGAGGUUGGAAGUUCCUGAAGCUGAGGUUGGAAGAGACAGAGUUGCCUGAAACAAUUACAGUCUAUCUGAAUACAGGAGUGUCCUGAAGAUCAAAGGUUAUAAUUAUAUCCUAAAAGAAAGCCCAUCAGCAGCUUUCAUGGCUUCCUGUUCAUUGCUGUCUAUUGGCAAGCACUGAUCAUCUCAAGGACCAAUCUCAAAAUGUUUUUGAGAUUGCAAACUCUAUCCAAACUCAAUCGUUGCAGUUCUUUUCUUACCUCAGAUUAUGCUGUUUGUAGCAAACUAUGUAUUCCUUUCUUCACUGCAAUAAAACUCUUAAUUAUUAUAAAGAAAUCAGACAUAUUUUGAUAUGAAGGGAAACUCCUGUGUAAAUAUCGACAGCUCCCAGAACAUAGUGUUAUAGAAGGUAGAGCAGGAAUGACAGACAGAGUUCUGGCUACACUAGUGCCAGUAUGAUACAUGUGUGUGUGUGUGUGUGUGCGUGCACACAUGCAUUUAAAACACUGGGAUGUUUCAGAGUUCAGUGGUGUUUCUGAAACAUGCCUAUUUGUUAUAGUGAUCUUUGUAAGCAUUUAAGAAAGUGAGAGUAAGUAAGCUAGGAAGUAACUGAAUUUUGUAAUGAGUUAAUUUGGCAUCUAGUUUCUUAUUUGCAGUAGCAAGUUACAAUGUAAUUACUUUUUUGCCUUGUAAGAGCCACUGCUGGAAUUCACUAC